Molecule: messenger RNA, 1699 nt
Organism: Carassius auratus (goldfish)
Lineage: Eukaryota; Metazoa; Chordata; Actinopteri; Cypriniformes; Cyprinidae
Exons: 5
Coding region: 136-1302 (388 amino acids)
Source: RefSeq, a predicted model, not a curated record
GAUGUUCAGUGUAAUAAAGGUACUGAGAGAUUCAGAGACAGACUGAAGCUGGACGGUCAGACGGGUGAUCUCACCAUCACAGACAUCAGAACUACAGACGCUGGAGUUUAUCAACUACAAACUAUCAGCAGAAGAAUGAUUCAAAAGAUUUUCAUUGUUGCUGUUCAUGAUGUUUCUGGUGCAAAGACUGAUAAAAUGAAGACAAAAACAGUGAAGGAGGGAAACUCUGUCACUUUAGACACUCACGUAAUAAAAAACCCAAAUGAUGUAAUGAAGUGGCAUUUUAAUGACGAUCUCAUCGCUGAAAUCACCAGAGAUCAGAGUAAGAUCUGUACAGAUGAUCAGUGUAAACAGAGAUUCAGAGACAGACUGAAGCUGGAUCAUCAGACUGGAUCUUUGUCCAUCACAAACAUCACAACCACAGAUGCUGGAGUUUAUGAACUACAGAAAAACCGCCGCAUCCACCCUCACCACAGCAUCAUCAGUAUCAGACGAUUCAGCAUUACUGUCACUGGUGCAUCUGGUGUUGAGACAGAUGGAGUGUCAGUGUCACUGAUGGAGGGAGAUGCAGUCACUCUACACACUGGUGUUGAAAUGAACCAACAAGACCCAAUGAAAUGGUAUUUUAAUGAUAUUCGUAUAGCUCAAAUAAUUGCAAAUCUGAAUAGGACCUGUACAGAUGUUCAGUGUAAUGAAGGCACUGAGAGAUUCAGAGACAGACUGAAGCUGGAUCAUCAUACGGGUGAUCUCACCAUCACAAACAUCACAACCACAGACUCCGGAGAUUAUAAACUAGUGACCAUCAGGAGAAAAGUCAUUCAAAAGAUCUUCCAUGUUGUUGUUCAUGAUGUUCCUGCUGCUGAUCAAGAUGAUAUUAAGAGAAGUUCAGUGAAAGAGGGAGAAGCUGUCACUUUAGACUCUCGUGUAAUUAAAAAACAGAAUGAUGUGAUGAGAUGGUAUUUUAAUGAGAUUCUCAUCGCUGAAAUCAAUGGAGAUCUAAGUAAGAUCUGUACAGAUGAUCAGUGUGAUGGGAGAUUCAGAGACAGACUGAAGCUGGAUCAUCAGACUGGAUCUCUGACCAUCAUGAACACCAGAACCACAGACUCUGGAUUCUAUCAGUUAAAGAUCAUCUACAUCAUCCGCCUUCGACACAGCAUCAGCAUCUUCAGAAUAAAGAGAUUCAGCAUUACUGUCACUAAUUCAAGUCUACCUUCAGGAGUUAUAGCAGGGAUAUGUGCUGCUGUUGUUGUUGGUGUUGGUGUGCUGGCCGCUGUGGUGGUUUGUGUAAAGUACUGUUGCUGAAGAAGGGACCAUGAGAAGAAAACUGAUGUAUUGUGAAAUAUACCAUGUAAAAUUAAUUUGUAAAGUAACAGUGGUAUUAAAACAUUUUUAUAUCAGCAGAAUAAUAUGACCAUGCUUUAGGGUAAGAAUGUAACGUGUACCCUUAAAAAUAGUUAUCAACACUGUGAGAUGGAGAUGGAACUGAUGCCUUUUGAAAACUAUUGAUAGCAUUACCAUCUUUCCUCCAUAUAAUGGCUGAUAAAGUAGUGUUUAUAGCGGUACUUUGUGUACAGCCUGGGAAACUGCUGUAUGUCUGACACUUUCUGGUGUCUGUACAUACAGCUGUAAAACCAAUGGAUCAACAUGAAACUAAUGCUAAAUUAUAACAAUCUAUAACUGAUACUUUUGACUCAACCUC